Messenger RNA from Plasmodium cynomolgi strain B, 1004 nucleotides. RefSeq lists its product as hypothetical. The coding region runs from base 1 to 726 and encodes 241 amino acids. The record is from RefSeq and is a predicted model, not a curated record. The transcript has 8 exons. Lineage: Eukaryota; Apicomplexa; Aconoidasida; Haemosporida; Plasmodiidae.
AUGUCGAACGCGGGGACCACAGACCUAAAACAACUCGCCUUAGGAUUCAAAAUUGUCACCAACGCGUACAAGACUAGGGUUACGUCCCAGGAGGCAGAAAUCAGAUCUCUCAAGGGGCAGCUGACGGAAAAGCUGGAACAGCUCUCGUCGAUACAAAAAAAAUAUAGCAACCUAGAAGUUCAGCUAAUCGAAUCAACACAGAGAGGAAAUCAGUUGGCAGAUGAAAACAAGCAGUUGAUUACGACCAUUAAGAAGCUGAAUAGGGACAUUGACCGAUUGGAGAAUCUUAAAAAGGCCGUCCUCAAUUCUAUCCAGGAGGAACAUGACGUGGAGGAUGCCCAUAAAUACUACUCCGCGGACGACAUGCUGCAAACGACCGCGCCGAGAACCAUGCUCGAGAUUAAUGGCAAUGAGGACUCCUGCCAAACGUUAAUUAACAAAAUUGUUAAUUCGGACACGCACAAUAUUAUUAAUGGGAAUUUUAACUCUCCUUACAUGGGAGCGGGAUCGCCAGGCGAGAAGAACACAGACGGCAGGGCCUUCUUCCGCAACGCAAGGAGCAGACUGACGUACGAGCAGUUUAACCAGUUCCUGUCUAACAUCAAAAAGUUGAACAAUCACCAGCAGAAGAGAGAGGAGACGUUGAAAAAGGCGCAAGCGAUAUUUGGCGAGACGAACUCCGAUCUGUAUGAAGAAUUUAAAGUCCUCAUUUCGAAGCAUUCCUAGGGAAGAGUUUUUGUGUGGAGCGUUUCGUGCGUCCAACGUUUACCUUUCGAUCUCUCUCCUUUUCGCCGCUUUAUUUUUGUUUUUUUUCCCCCCAUUUGUUUCUUCCUCAUUUUUGUUUUGUGCCUCCCUCCCCCUCACUUGCCCCCUUCCCCCACUGAUUGCCGUAAAAUUUUCUUUAAGUUCCGCCUAAUUAUUUCUCCAACAAGGGGGCUAAAAUGGGAUACCUGUUCAGGUACGUCUUUGCCGCCGUGCACACCCAACUUUUUUGCCUUUAGGUA